Molecule: messenger RNA, 2249 nt
Organism: Ceratitis capitata (Mediterranean fruit fly)
Lineage: Eukaryota; Metazoa; Arthropoda; Insecta; Diptera; Tephritidae
Product: branched-chain-amino-acid aminotransferase
Exons: 6
Coding region: 350-1678 (442 amino acids)
Biological process (GO): L-leucine biosynthetic process; L-valine biosynthetic process
Cellular component (GO): mitochondrion
Molecular function (GO): branched-chain-amino-acid:2-oxoglutarate transaminase activity
Source: RefSeq, a predicted model, not a curated record
UCAGUUGUUGCAGAUACUUCGAAGUGUUAAGAUUAAUUUUAUUUUAAUUUUAAAAGUGAAGAAAAUAUAUAAAUAAAGCGUAAAGUAAAAGUGGAACAAGUGAAAGAAAUUAUAAAAUCGCAGGAUCGCAGUAAAUUUCAAACCGAAUUGUGUUAAAAUAAUAAUAAAAUUUUACUGAAAAAGUUAGCAAAACAAAAAAAAAAAACAAAGAACUUGAUUACUGGACGGUAGAAGAAACCGUGAGAAAUCAAUAAAAAGGAUUUUGCAAAAGCACUGACUGUGCCAAGUGAGUGGCAUUGUGUGAUAAAAUAAAACUUGUUGCUGAAUCUCAUAUCAACUUACUGACAAGAUGACUACAAAAAUGGCGAUUAAUGCGAAGGAAAUAUUCCGCAAUCAACAUCGUUUAAUACGCUUCAUAGAGCAAUCUAUACGUUUGUGUAGUAAUCAAUCAUUGAAAACCGUACAGAAACAUGCCAAACAGCAAGCUGAACCCGACUUUCAGAUCACCACAUCGAUUUCCAGCGAGUACACCACAGCACCAGAACCGAUUAAACAUGAUAAAGAUGUUGGCCAACAAUUUGCUGCGGUUCAGUUGGCAGUACGUUUGGCCGCACCACAUCAAUUACAACCCAAACCGGAUAAUGAUGAUGCUUUGGCUUUUGGCAAAGUAUUCACCGAUCACAUGUUGAAAAUCUACUAUCAUCGGAGUUUAGGUGGCUGGCAAAGACCGGAAAUUACGCCACUCGAAAAUCUCGUUAUGCAUCCCGCGGCCAAAGUAUUACACUACGCUGUUGAGCUCUUCGAAGGUAUGAAAGCCUAUCGCGGUGUUGAUGGUAAAAUUCGAAUUUUCCGCCCCAACAUGAAUAUGAAUCGCAUGAAUCUCGCUGCUAAACGUUCCGGCCUACCCACAUUCGAGGGUGAAGAAUAUAUUAAAUGCCUUUCCCGCCUUAUUUCCAUCGAUUCCGAAUGGGUGCCACAUAGCGAAGCAGCCAGUUUAUAUAUCCGCCCCACAUUGAUCGGUAUCGAUCCAACGCUUGGUGUUGCCUCCUCCGAUUCUGCCCUGCUCUAUACGAUACUUAGUCCAGUUGGUAGUUACUUUAAGGCUGAUAAUGAUGGUGCAGUGUCACUUUUAGCAGAUCCACAGUAUACAAGAGCGUGGCCCGGUGGUGUGGGUAAUCGUAAAAUGGGCUCCAACUAUGCACCCACAAUCAAUGUACAAAAAGAGGCUGCCCAAAAGGGUCUACAACAAGUAUUGUGGUUAUAUGGUGAAGAUCAUCAACUAACAGAAGUGGGCACAAUGAAUAUAUUCAUGUUUUAUGCCCAAGAAAAUGGAGAUAAAGUACUAGUCACACCUCCACUUAAUGGUCUUAUCCUGCCCGGCAUUACCAGAGACUCAAUACUCGCGUUAACCAAACAAUGGGGUAAAUUUGAAGUGCGCGAAGAAGUGAUUACCAUGCCACAAGUCAGUCAACUACUCAACGAAGGCAGACUACUGGAACUGUUUGGCACUGGUACCGCCUGUGUGGUUAGCCCGAUCAAUCGCAUCAACUAUAUGGGCACAAAUCUCUACAUUCCCACCAUGGAGCAAGAGAAGCCCAUACAUGAGACGAUACGGGAGACAUUAACCGGCAUACAGUAUGGCAAAAUAGAGCAUCCGUGGGCGGUGACAAUUGACUAACUACACACGUGCGAAAGCUUUCAAUACACCGUGUUGAUAGUUUUUCCGUGCAUUGCAGUAUAUUAAUAGUUUUUAGUUUCCAUUUUUUUUUUUUUUUUUUUUGGAGAGAAAUAGCUUUACUAUAUAACUACACGCUAUUAGUUUAAAUAUAUUUUCGAAACUUAUGGUCGGUACUAAAGCGGUUCUAAUGGGUAUCAUAACUACUAUAUAACUGUAUACAUAUAGUAUACAAGUUGCAGGUGUACUUUAUUUUUGGGAAGUGGCAAAAUUGUAUUUUUAAAAAGUUUUCUUAUGAAGAGCUACCUUUGUUUUUGGACUUUUGUUUUGAGUGCACCUUGUGCGCGUUAAUUGUAUAUCGGUACUAUUAGCAUAAGCCUUUAUAAGGUAGAAAGCGAUAUUGGAAACGCUAAUUAUUAAGCAAGUCCUUUAUUCAUUUAAAGACUUAAUAUUUACGUAUUAAUUUGAUAAGUUUCUAAAAUUAUUUAUUUAUAGUUUUUUUUUUUUUUUAGGGUAAGGAGAUUUUACUAAGUAUGUGAAAUGCUAUAAACUAAGUGCGUAGAGAAAAUUGUAG